Molecule: messenger RNA, 2222 nt
Organism: Carassius carassius (crucian carp)
Lineage: Eukaryota; Metazoa; Chordata; Actinopteri; Cypriniformes; Cyprinidae
Gene: syngr1a
Product: synaptogyrin 1a
Exons: 4
Coding region: 266-937 (223 amino acids)
Cellular component (GO): neuromuscular junction; synaptic vesicle membrane
Source: RefSeq, a predicted model, not a curated record
UGCGCGCUCCCGUGUUCCCCCGGAUGCGUGUUUACUCAGUCUCCUCUCUCCAUCCUUGAAAUGAGAGAGGUACGGAGUAGAAGGGACAUCGUUUUGCAAGAAAACCUCCACGAACGGACAUCCAAGAUCAAGACCGUGCGGCAGACGAGGGCGAAGCGCGAAGAGUCCAGGUGUAGCGCGUGGAACAAUUGAUUCGACACCAAGGUCAAUUAUCUUCCUAUUAAAAAAAAAACUUCAGACACGGAGAAAUCACGAACCUCUGAGGAUGGAGCAGGCAUACGGGGCUGGCAAGGCUGGCGGCACCUUCGAUCCAAUCACGUUCUUUCAGCAGCCGCAGAUUAUUCUUCGAAUAGUGUCAUGGAUCUUUUCCAUUGUGAUCUUUGGAUGCAUUGCUAACGAGGGCUAUGUGAACCGUCCGGACGAGGUGGAGGAGUUUUGCAUCUUUAACCGCAACCAGAAUGCCUGCAACUAUGCCGUGGGUAUGGGAUCCCUGGCUUUCCUCUGCUGUGCUGUUUUUAUGGCACUGGACGUCUACUUUCCUCAGAUAAGCAGCGUUAAAGACCGCAAGAAGGCUGUAUUAGCUGAUAUUGGUGUUUCAGCCUUCUGGUCUUUCGUGUGGUUUGUGGGAUUCUGUUUCCUGGCCAAUCAGUGGCAGGUGGCUAAACCAGAAGAUAACCCACUGAAAGAGGGCAGAGACGCAGCCAGAGCAGCCAUCACCUUCGCCUUCUUCUCCAUAUUUACUUGGGCCGUUCAAGCUUUUUUCGCGUUCCAGAGGUACAAGUUAGGUGCGAGCUCAUCUCUCUUCUCUCAGGACUAUACUGAUCCCAGCCAGGAUCCCGCAGGAGUGCCUGCUGCAGGCACCGAGUACACUGGAUACAGCCCUGACAUGGAGGCCAAUUAUGACGGCUCUGGUGGAUACCAGAACCAAGACUACUAAAGUUGAGUAUAAGGAUGUACACAACAGCCUUAACAAGCUAGGCUGACUGGGUUACAUAGAGAAAACAAAAUAUUUAGGGUGAAAAGGAACUUAUUUUGGGGUAGAAUAUGGGGACCAAAGCAGGCUGACAGGAAUUCAGGGGUUUGUUUGGUGCUAAAGGUUGAUCAGAUUGAUUGAUCUAGAUGUGUGUCCAUGCUGGAUUAGUAAACUUUAUCCAGAUUUGUGAAAAUAAAUUUAAAUGAAACUAAUGGAACUUUGUCUAUAAAACAAUCAUAGGAACUAACUAGCUUAAUAUUGGCCAUACAGUCGAAGGGAGUAAACCUGACCAAACUAAAUAUUUCUAAAGACCACAGUGUCUUUUUGUAGGUAAAGUGUAGGCGCUUCAGUGGAAUAUAGGCUAUAUGUGACCCUGGAGCACAAAACCAGUCUUAAGUCGCUGGGGUAAAUUUCUAGCAAUAGCCAAAAAUGUAUUGUAUGGGUCAAAAUUAUUGAUUUUUCUUUUAUGCCAAAAAUUAUUAGUACAUUAAGUAAAUAUCAUGUUCCUUGAAGAUAUUUUGUUAAUUUCCUUAUAUAAAUAUAUUCAAAUGCAAUUUUUUGAUUAGCAAUAUGCAUUGCUUAGAACUUAAUUUGGACAACUUUAAAGGCGAUUUUCUCAAUAUUUUAGAUUUGUUUGCACCCUCAGAUUCCAGAUUUUCAAAUAGUUGUAUCUUUGUCAAAUAUUGUCCGAUCAUAACAAUACCAUACAUCAAUGAAAAGCUGACUAAUUCAGCUUUCAGGUGAUGUAUGAAUCUCAAUUUAAAAGAUUUGACCUUUAUUACUGGUUUUGUGGUCCAGGGUCACAUACUGUAUAUCAUUAACCCUUAACCUGUCACUAGAACAGAUACUGCAUUGAUAGCUCUCUGCUGCCAUUUUGUCAAUGCCCAGGGAUCUUAAAAGAUCAUUUUUAAUAGUAUCAUGUUCAGGAUUAAAUCAGUCUCUGCACUGUACCAAGAGAGAAACUGUAUGAUAUAGCCUGUAAUGUAAUACAGAGAGUGAAAAAUAUGGAGAAAAAAAAAAUUAGAUAAAUAUUUUGAAAGCUGCUCAACUGCAAGGUUUUUUUUUUUUUUUUUUUUUUUGAAGUUGUGCAGCUAUGAUUGCAUUAUUAAAGAUACGUUUCUUUACAGAAAGGCAACAUUUCAUAUGCACAGUGGUUGGACUCUUAAGCAACAUUAGCAUUAUGUCUGUAAUUACACAAAAUAUCAAACCAAUGUUGUUUAUUUUAAAGAAAGACAUCAUAGGCACACUU